AUGAAGUGGGUCGUGCUGUUGGCGGUUUUGUCGUUUGCGCUGGCGGCGGUCCAGAAAAGGCCCCAGCACCGCCACAUUUCUUUUGAACCUCACGAUGACCAAAGCGGAGCAUUCACCAUCGUAGCUCUCAAAGAUGGCGUCCGUCUCGAGUUUGGUCAACUUGGCCGCCAGUCAUCCACCAACGAUGCAGAGGUAACCUUCUCGAUGACUGAAUUUGAGGAUUUAGAAAGCGGCGGCACGAGACUGUCCUUCACCUGGGAAGGCCCUAGUGACAGGGUCUUUGAGGACUGCUUUGACUUCGGUGACUUGCAUUGGUACGGAGGGCCUGAGCAGAAGGAACAGUACUGGCCCAUCCAGAAAAGUAAAUUACAAAAAUACUCUAUCGUAGCUAAAGAAGAUGACAACGCUGCUAUUUCUGAAAGAUACUGGGUCAACUCUGACGGUUGGUACAUCUACGUGGCAGCUGAAGUCCCUCUGUUUGUAGACUACCACAACUCCUUGGAUAACCACAUCUGUUUGAUAGCUGACGUAACUGAUCCCUACUCAACCAGGCGUCCUCGCAACAUCUUGAAAUACGACCUUUGGUUCUUUGACAACGCCAAGAUUGCGCACCUGCACGCUGUCGAAACUUACCUAGGCAAACCUUCAGGAAUUCCUGACUACAGAAUGGUCCAAUACCCCAUCUGGUCAACCUGGGCAAGAUUAACGAGAGGAUUCACACCAGAAAGUCUCCUUGCUUUUGCCAAGGAGAUCAAUGACAAUGAAUUUCCUAACGCUCAGUUUGAUAUUGAUGACUUGUGGGAAAUCUGUUACGGUUCACUGACAGUUGAUGAAAACAAACUGCCGAACUACAAAGGAGUGAUACAAGAACUCCAUUCGAUGGGAUUCCGUGUUUCUACUUGGGUGCAUCCUUUUAUUAAUAAAAAUUGUGAGCCUUGGUACUCUGAAGCCAUGGAAAAAGGCUAUUUAGUUCGGAGUGAGCAAGGCAAUCUCGACUCUUCAUGGUGGAACAACAACGGCUCCGUUCCUGCCUACAUAGACUUCACAAAUCCUGAGGCUACUACCUGGUACACUAGCAGGAUCCAAAACCUAAUAGACACCUAUGACUUUGAUACUAUAAAGUUUGAUGCUGGAGAAUCAAGCUGGUCACCUCAGAUACCCGUUCAAAAUGGCGACAUUGAACUUCACCCUGGACACGUUGUCCAAGCUUUUGUGCGAGCUGUUGCUCCAUUUGGCCCAGCGAUAGAAAUUAGAACUGGUAUGAGAACUCAAGACCUUCCAGUGUUCGUCCGUAUAGUAGAUAAAGACACCUACUGGGGUUACAACAAUGGUCUUAUUACAGUCAUCACCAAUAUUCUCGCUGUCAACCUGAACGGUUACCCUUUUGUUCUUCCUGAUAUGAUCGGAGGUAACGGCUACAAUGAGAUUCCGAGCAAAGAGCUCUUCAUUCGUUGGCUUCAGGCUAAUGUCUUCAUGCCUGCUAUGCAAUAUUCGUUUGUACCUUGGGAUUAUGAUACAGAGACAGUAGAAAUCAGCCGGAAGUACACCUACCUGCAUGCAGACUUCGCGGAUGAGAUCAUUGCGGCGAUGCAGGCGUCUGUCAGAGAUGGCACUCCUGUCAACCCUCCUAUCUGGUGGAUCGACCCUGAAGAUGAAGUCGCUUUGGGUGUUUUUGAUGAAUUCCUGCUCGGGGAGAAGGUCCUAGCAGCUCCAGUGGUGGAAGAAGGUGCAGUUUCCCGCGACAUCUACCUGCCCCGUGGCACGUGGCGCGAUGGCAACACCGGAGAGUUGAUCGUCGGACCGACGUGGCUCACAGAUUACCCUGCUCCUCUCCACAUCCUUCCUUACUUCACAUUAGAAAAGUAAAUUUAAAGUUGUUGAAUAAUAAAAUUCAUAAC
Molecule: messenger RNA, 1898 nt
Organism: Hyposmocoma kahamanoa
Lineage: Eukaryota; Metazoa; Arthropoda; Insecta; Lepidoptera; Cosmopterigidae
Product: myogenesis-regulating glycosidase-like
Exons: 9
Coding region: 1-1866 (621 amino acids)
Biological process (GO): carbohydrate metabolic process
Molecular function (GO): hydrolase activity, hydrolyzing O-glycosyl compounds
Source: RefSeq, a predicted model, not a curated record